AGUCUCUAUUAAUUGUACAUUAGUUUCACUUGUAUAUUGCAGUUUAACAUCUUACUUCAUUCGUUAACUUUCAUUCGAAUAAUAGUAGCUAAAAUCCUGUUUAUACGUGUGCUGUUAUGUCACUUACAAUUUGUAUUUUGCUCACAAUAAUAUAGUUUAUGUUAUGAAUUUUUACGUUAAUAUUUAUUAAUAUUUUUGUAAAAUGGCCAAUAAAAAUAACACAAUUUGCACUUGUAUACUUCGAUUGUCAAUUUUUGUCGGUCUUCUAUCUGUGGUAGUUACUAUAAUAUAUUACACGCCAAUACCCGAUUUCGAAGAAUCUAAAAGAGUCAGUUGUGACAGAGAAUGUCAUGAACUUGAAUGGCCACAGAUAUGCCGUUAUAAAAUUGUACUAGAAGCUUUAAACAUCCGAAGAAACAAUCUAAAUUGUUUACACAAUCAAACCAACUCCAAUGAUUUGUAUUGUCGUAGUUCAAUAAACAAAAUUAUCACUGCAAAUAGACAACAUCCUGGACCAUCAAUUCACGUUUGUCAAAAUGAUGUAUUGGUAGUUGACAUUAUAAAUAAAAUACCAGGCCAUAGUCUAUCAGUACAUUGGAGAGGUCAAUUACAAAAAGAAACACCGGUAAUGGAUGGUGCUCCAAUGGUUACUCAAUGUUCAAUAUUGCCAUUCACAACAUUCCAGUACAAAUUUAGAGCUUCUGAAGCUGGUACUCAUUGGUGGCAAGUAUUAUCAGGAGAUGAAUUAACUGAAAAGUUAUUUGGAGUUUUCAUAGUAAAACAGUCAAAACGUAGAGAACCUCAUAGUACUUUGUAUGAUCACGAUUUGAACAACUUGUUAAUCGAACAAAUUUCUUCUGGUAAUAUUUACGAAAUGAGAGUUAAUGGAAAUACGUCUAACACGUCAAUAUCUCUUAAAACUAAUGGAAGGUAUAGAUUUAGAGUCAUAAAUUUUGGAGGUGAUUUAAAGUGUCCCGUUUAUAUUAAGUUUAAUCAACAUCAUUUAACAAUUAUUUCAAUUGAUGGAAAUCCAGUAGUACCAAAAAUUGUAGAUUCUAUCAUUAUUAAAUCAGAUGAAACUUUAGAUUUUAUUGUGACAACAAGUGAGGGAAAAGGCAUUUAUUAUAUGGUUAUGAAAUCCACAAGUCAUUGUUUAAAUAUGGAUUUAAAUCACAUUAUAACUGUUUACUACAAUUCGUCUUUAAAUGCUAUUAUUGAAGAUAUAAAAAAUCCAAUACAUAUUAAAGAAGAUUUAUCGGAGCCAAAUUUGAUUACAUCUAGUUUAAAACCAUUACCAUACAAGUUAUCUACUCCUAAUGUCGAUAAUAUAGUUUAUCUAGGAUUUUCCACUGUAAGACAGAACUUAGGAACCUUGUGGUCUAAACCAGCUUUUAAUAAUAUAUCGAUGAUAUUACCAUCUCAGCCGUUACUUUUAAAUCAUCCUGAAGAUCUAGAAAUUUGUAAUAUAGGAAAUUUGCCCAAAAGAUGCUCAAUAAGUUUUUGCGAGUGUACUCAUAUAAUUGAUAUACAAUUUGGCUCUUCAGUAGAAAUUGUAAUCUUUGACGCAGAACAUACAAAUGAUCAAAAAAAGGCUCCUCAUUCAUUUCAUCUGCAUGGAUAUCAUUUUUACGAAGUUGGUGAAAAAUCUGAAAUUUACUUGAAUUUAAUUGAUCAAAUAAGAAAAUUAGAUAAUGACGGGAAAUUAUUAAACAGAAAUCUUAAUAAUCCCGUUUUAAAAAAUUCAGUUUCAGUGCCUUUUGCUGGUGUAUCAGCUAUACGAUUUUUGGCAGAUAAUCCCGGAUAUUGGCUUUUAAGAAGCGAAAAGACAUUAGAAUGGUCUGAUGGCUUAUCAUUGAUCAUCAAAGUGACGAGUCCUUCUGGAAGUUAUCCUUCCGUACCAAAAGAUAUUCCAACAUGCGGAAAUUUUAUUGGGCCCGAUUUUUUCUUAGCAUAGUUUUAUAAAAAAUUAAAAUAAGUCAUAUAAUAUUACCAAUUAGAUACCAAAUACAGUUAUUAAGUACAGAGUGUCCCAUCAUUUUUUUAAAUCUUUAAUAACUUUUUAGCGAAUAUUUUACAUUACUUUUUUUAAAAAUAAAUUUUAUAGUUUUGAACUACGUUAGAAGUAUAUUUUAUAAUUUGUCUCAAAUAAAAAAACAAAUAAAAAUAUAUUUUUUAAUUUUCUCAUUUUUUUAAAUUUUCAAAAUUUUCAUUGUUUAGUUUUUUUUUCAAAAAAUGUUGAUGAGUCAUUAAAAACUUUAGGAUAAGUACAUAAGGAAUUACAGGUAUUUUAAUAAAUAACUGAGUAUAUAGUGCAGGCAGAAUAUGCAUAUAAAUGUACACUAAUAUAUAAACUGUAACCAAACAGUACAGUAUAAAAUAAAAAAUAUGCUUUCACAUAGUCCAAAAAUAUAGAAAUUAUUAAAAAAAAGGAAGGAACGCAAAAUAUUUGCUGGAUCAAAAGUUAUUAAAGAUGUUAAAACCUCUUGGAGCACAUAUAUAGUAAUAUUGAUCUCUUAAGAUUUUAUACUAAAAUUCUUCAUUUAAUUUAAUCUAAUUUUAAUGUCUUAUGUGAUACAUGAUCAUUAUAAUUUUAAUGUGUAUAUUUAUACAAAGGAUUGUAAAAAAAAAUAUGACUUUUAAUUUAGGGAAAUAAAUAGAACUAUUUGUAUAAUAAGAAAUAUGUGAAACACAUCCAUAUUAUGUAUAUUAAAUAAAAUCCAGUUCUGCAUAGUGAAUCGAUUAAAAUCUUACAGCAUAAUUAAUGCUAAAAUUUAAAUUAAACACAAGUUUAAUUUAAAUAAGUGCAAAAAAAAAAAUAAUUAUAAAAAUAAUCAUGAAAACUUGUCUAAAUAACAUUUUUUUUGUGUUAUACUAACUAAUGAUAAUAUCAAAAACUAGAGUUUAUAGAAAAAAUCUAAUUGCAGAAAAUCGGUUUAGAAAAGUAUAUUCUGGUUUCAAAUAAAAAUUACUCGUA
This is a messenger RNA of Daktulosphaira vitifoliae (grape phylloxera), 2974 nucleotides long. RefSeq lists its product as uncharacterized. The transcript is spliced from 11 exons. Gene Ontology annotation, cellular component: plasma membrane. Bases 203 to 1954 code for a protein of 583 amino acids. The record is from RefSeq and is a predicted model, not a curated record. Gene Ontology annotation, biological process: iron ion transport. NCBI's taxonomy places the organism in Eukaryota, Metazoa, Arthropoda, Insecta, Hemiptera, Phylloxeridae. Gene Ontology annotation, molecular function: copper ion binding; oxidoreductase activity.